AUGGAACAACAUAUUUUAACAUUCCCUCCAAAAGAAUUAACAAAAUACUCAUUUUUGGAAACAUACGGCCUUCUUUAUUCUGUAUAUACAGACCUACUUUUAUCUCAAUUCUGGUUAAAGUUAAAAAUUCAUUGUUUACCAUCUAAUCGCUCAAUUAUUGAAGGAAUCUCACCUCAAAACCACAAAACUUUAUAUGUUUAUCCAUGUUCAUAUAAGGAAAAUGUUUCUAUAGAAAAAUUAAAUAAAUUAUAUCAAGAAUUUCGAAAUAUACGUAAUGAGGAUGAACCUUUAUUACUAGGAAUUGUAAGCUCAGAUAGCACAAUUGUUUAUUAUAAAAUGAAUGAGGGCCUAGUCAAACCAAGGAGAAAUGAUGAAGAUUAAUUUAAAAAGUGGCAUAUUUUAUUGAAUUAUUUGAUGAUUAAUAGAAAAAAACAUUUCUCAUUGUAACAGCAAUGCUUUUGAAAAAGAAUAUAUAGUUGCUAAAUAUAAUAAAUCAUUUAUUAGAGAUUGAAAUGUAUAAUCUCACUGUUUCAGCACCUAUUUUUCAAGAAUUGUAUAUAUGUAAUAAUGUUCAAUAAAUUUAUGAAAAGGAAAGAUUAACGAUAAAUGAAUAGAAAUAUAUU
Messenger RNA from Pneumocystis murina B123, 623 nucleotides. RefSeq lists its product as hypothetical. Gene Ontology annotation, cellular component: tRNA-intron endonuclease complex. The record is from RefSeq and is a predicted model, not a curated record. The coding region runs from base 1 to 381 and encodes 126 amino acids. Gene Ontology annotation, biological process: tRNA splicing, via endonucleolytic cleavage and ligation; tRNA-type intron splice site recognition and cleavage. The transcript has a single exon. Gene Ontology annotation, molecular function: nucleic acid binding. Lineage: Eukaryota; Fungi; Ascomycota; Pneumocystomycetes; Pneumocystales; Pneumocystaceae.